GUGACCUGUCAGUGUCAAAAAUUCUCUUCAGUCAAAUUGGUUGUCAACAAUAGAAAAUUGUCUUCAUUUGUUUUUAUUAUUUUAAUUAAUUUAAAAUUUAAAAUUAUAGUUAGAAAUAAUUAGAUAGUAAUGAAAAAGUGAAUUUUACUUCUAAACCAAAAUGGGUAAACACAAAAUGAUUGCAAAAAGCUGUCCAAAAUGCGAGUUACAGGUAGCAGUGGCAUCCAAGUCCUGUAAAUGUGGGCACACAUUCUUCGCUGCUCGACGAGGAGCGGACUGUCUCCCCGCUGUAGAAGAUAUAAGGAGACGCACGGGUAGAGUGCGGAGAUCUCAACCACAGUUCUAUGAUGCUCAGCAUUACCAGAAACAGAUCAAGAGAAGGUCUCCAAAAAAGAGGUCCUUAUCACGUUCAAUGGAUGAAGAUACAAAACCAAAGGAUAAAAAUGAAAGCGCUCGCGCCCGCCGUCGUCGCGCCCUCCGUCGUGCCCAACGACCCCCGCCCGGCAAUAACAACGGCGAAAGGACUAGAGACCCCACACCGCAACUAAGACCCCCACAACUAGCAAGAUGUCGCCUCAUAUUACAAGAAAUUAAUAGAAAAAUAUCUUCUGUCACAUGGCAACCCCCGGCCGAUAUGUAGCUUAAUAAAAUAAAAUAAAAAAGAAUUUAUAAAUAUGUAUUGUACCAUAUUGUCAUGGGUUUUAUUCGUCCUAGGGGUUAUAAGAGGGGAUAAUAAAUUUAAAAAA
Messenger RNA from Spodoptera exigua (beet armyworm), 746 nucleotides. NCBI's taxonomy places the organism in Eukaryota, Metazoa, Arthropoda, Insecta, Lepidoptera, Noctuidae. The record is from the annotation of a GenBank genome assembly.